Molecule: messenger RNA, 2283 nt
Organism: Penicillium salamii
Lineage: Eukaryota; Fungi; Ascomycota; Eurotiomycetes; Eurotiales; Aspergillaceae
Source: the annotation of a GenBank genome assembly
AUGAAGUUCACCGCGGGGAUGUGGUGUCUCCAGGAGGGCGUCAAUAUCGAGUGGAUGAGCAACGUGGAACGGUUCACAAUUGAGGGCGAGGCUGUCAAUUUAUUGCUGAACAAGUACCAGAGACACCGCGGAGACACUCUCAACUCACCAACCGUCUCAGCUCGAGUGACCUCGCCAUCGGAAGGAAUUAUUGGCGUGAAACUGGUGCAUUGGGCAGGUCAGAACGACAAUGGUCCUCACUACCAAGUGAACCAGAGUACCGGACAUACGAGCAUUCAACAUAACAAAGAAGACAACACCCUCAAGUACACCAGCGGUCCACUCGAUCUAGAUUUGAACACCGCGGCCAACGAUCUCGACCUGACCUUCCGCUCUCCAGCCGGCAAGAAGCUGACAGGUCAAUCAUUCCGCUCGAUUGGCUAUGUGCGUGACCAGCGAACCGAGAAGCACCGUUACGAAGACGGUAUCUACGCUGAACGCCAAGGGUACAUGCUAGCGGGGCUAGAUCUGGGUGUUGGCGAAAAAGUCUACGGGCUCGGAGAACGAUUCGGGCCUCUAGCCAAGAAUGGACAGACAGUCGAUAUCUGGAACGAAGACGGCGGUACUUCUUCUGAGCUUGCAUACAAGAAUAUCCCUUUCUAUAUCAGCUCCAAGGGGUAUGGUGUUUUUGUCAACCAUCCUGGUAAGGUCAGUUUGGAAGUACAGUCUGAGCGAACGACGAGGGUCAAUAUCUCUGUUCCCGGUGAGGAGAUUGAAUACUUUGUUGUCUAUGGUGCUACCCCGAAGGAUAUCCUCAAUCGUUAUACUACCUUGACCGGAAGGCCGGCUCUGGUUCCCUCGUGGAGUUACAAUCUGUGGCUGACAACCAGCUUCACAACCAACUACGAUGAGGCUACUGUCACUGGGUUCCUUGAUGGAUUCCGGGAUCGUGACAUUCCUCUCGGAGUCUUCCACUUUGACUGUUUCUGGAUGAAGUCCUAUCAUUGGUGCGACUUUGACUUCGAUUCGGACAUGUUCCCAGAUGCCGUGGGCUAUCUCAAACGCCUGAAAGAGCGCGGUCUCAAGAUCAGCGUGUGGAUCAACCCGUAUGUCGGGCAAGCAUCGCCACUAUUCGAAGAGGGUAAGAAGAACGGGUAUUUUAUCAAGCGCACCGACGGUUCCGUCUGGCAGUGGGACUUCUGGCAAGCGGGAAUGGCCGUGGUUGAUUUCACAAACCCUGCCGCGUGCAAAUGGUACAACAGCCACCUGGAACGACUCAUGGAGAUGGGUGUCGACAGCUUCAAAACCGACUUUGCCGAACGUAUCCCGGUCAGGGGCAUUAAAUACCAUAACGGCGCAGAUCCAGAGCGCAUGCACAACUAUUAUGCCUUGCUUUAUAACAAGAUAGUCUAUGAGACUCUCAGUGUCCGCGUCGGACGCAACCAGGGCCUCCUCUUCGCGCGCAGCACAGCGCCAGGCGGACAGGCAUAUCCCGUGCACUGGGGUGGUGACUGCGAAAGCACAUUUGAGGCGAUGGCAGAGUCGCUCCGCGGCGGAUUGAGCCUGAUGCUAUCUGGAUAUCUUUUCUGGGCAUCUGAUAUUGGUGGAUUUGAAGGAGCUCCACCACCGGCGCUUUACAAGCGAUGGGUGCAAUUUGGCCUGCUGUCUUCGCAUUCACGACUACACGGAUCGUCUUCGUUCCGAGUGCCGUGGAUCUAUGGCGAGGACUGCUCCGAUGUGUUGCGGGACUGUGUGAAGCGAAAGAUAUUGCUCACCCCAUACAUCCUGCAAGAGGCAUUGAGGGGUCAUGGGAAUGGAACACCACUGAUGAGGCCGCUCUUCUUGGAAUUCCCUGAGGAUCUGAAUACGUACGCCGUUGACACGCAAUACAUGUUCGGGUCAAACUUGCUGGUUGCACCUGUGUUUUCCGAAGAGGGCGAGGUCACUUUCUACGUGCCUCAAACUCCCAAUGAUGAAGAUGGAAAGUGGGUUUCGUGGUUUGAUCACUCCAAGUCUUAUGAGCCUGGUCGGUGGUAUACCGAGACCCAUGGAUUUGAUACACUGCCCAUCUUGAUCCGGCCGGGGUCGGUGACUGUGAUCAACCCGACCAUCAAGGCCCCUGAGGAUGAUGCAUUGUCCGGAGUGGAAUUGUUGGUCAACGGUCGCCCAAGGGACGAGACAGUCAUCGAGAUUGUCAAUUCGGCUCAGACAGGUGAGAUUUUAAAGACUGUCCGGCUUUCUCCCAGCGCAGAUGGAAAGAUGGAAGCAACCGGGCAUCCAGUUAAGAUUGUCUAUGUUGCAUAG